Fundulus heteroclitus (mummichog) is the source of this 2295-nucleotide messenger RNA. RefSeq names its product collagen alpha-2(IV) chain. Bases 151 to 2295 code for a protein of 714 amino acids. The transcript has 29 exons. The record is from RefSeq and is a predicted model, not a curated record. Lineage: Eukaryota; Metazoa; Chordata; Actinopteri; Cyprinodontiformes; Fundulidae.
GCCAGUGACAAACAGUGGCAGUUGGGUCUUUUGUCGACUGUGAGACGGAUUAUGUGGGAAUCUGCUGAAUCAUCCAUGUGAAUAAAUUUGGUGUUUUGGGGUCAGCACUGAGGCCAGCUCUCACUGUUAAGCACCCAGAGAAAAGGAAAGAUGACGUUCAAAGUACCUUUUGUGACUUUUUUUACCCUCUGGUGGAUCCAUUUCCUGGUCAUCAAUGUGCAGCUGCUCAGAGCAGGUCGAUCUGAAGGCCCAUGUCAAGGCAGAGACUGCUCUCGGUGUCUGUGUUUUCCUGCCAAAGGUGCACGGGGACCUCCAGGCAAGCCCGGAAAGCAAGGUCUCCGAGGUCCCGUUGGACCGGCAGGACGAGAAGGGCCAUCUGGAGAGAAAGGAAGGAUCGGAGCAGUAGGACCACAUGGCCCAGAAGGGCCAAAAGGAGACCCUGGUUUGACUGGCAUUCCUGGUUUCACGGGUCAUGAUGGAUUUCCGGGUCAUCCUGGGGCAGGGGGUGAGCCGGGUUUACCCGGACUGGAUGGCUGUAAUGGAACCAGAGGCCAACCAGGACAGGCUGGUUUGCCUGGACUGGAUGGCCUCCUUGGGCCACCGGGAUUAAGUGGUGCUAAAGGAAGUAAAGGAGAGCCUCAUGCAGCUGCCCUUCCAGGUCUUCCUGGUGAACGGGGUAGAGAUGGAACCAAAGGACUAUCAGGCAGUCCAGGUAGCAUUGGAUCUAAAGGUGUCCGUGGCCCUCCCGGACUUCGUGGGCCUCAGGGUUCUGAGGGUCCUAAAGGCCUGAAAGGACCACCAGGUGACCCCGGAGGAUCGCCUGCUGGUCCCAAAGGUGACAUUGGUGAACAGGGGCCACCUGGCCCACCAGCACAGGCAGAAAGAGAAGGAAUCCCUCCAGAAUAUCUUCCCACUAAGGGUGAGAAGGGGCCUCUAGGCCUUCCAGGACCAUGUGGACCAAAAGGACAACGUGGUGCCAAAUACAGCCCCACUUCAACCGGAUCUAAAGGAGAGAAAGGAAUCCCUGGAUUUCCAGGGGACAGGGGUUUACCUGGACUGCCUGGAACUCAUGGAUCAACAGGAGCAGAGGGACCCCCAGGAGACAAGGGAUUUCGAGGCUCCACUGGAAGUAUUGGAGAAAAGGGUUGGCCAGGUGAUCCAGGUCUCCCCGGUCCACAGGUUUACGACAAAGGUGCUGUGAGAGGCGCUAAAGGAGACCGGGGACAUCCAGGUGCCCCUGGGCCCCAUGGGGAGCCCGGGUUUAUGGGCAUGCCUGGGCCUCCAGGCCCACCAGGGUUGCCAGAGGCACAUGGUCCCCCUGGUCAUCCAGGUGCCCAUGGUGAAAAGGGCCAAAAGGGGGAACCUGGGAUGUUUGAUCCAAAUGAAAUAAUUUUAAUUCUGGGAUCAAAGGGUGCAAAAGGACUCCAAGGAGGAAAAGGUGCCAAAGGCCACCCUGGUCCACAAGGAUGUCUAAAUUAUUACUGCGAGCCUGGCUCUCCUGGGGAACCUGGUGAGAAAGGAUCCAAAGGAUUGUCUGGAAACAAAGGCUUAAAAGGAGUCAGAGGUUGUCCAGGAAAAUGUCAAUGUACCCAGGACUGGAGGAUUGUGGCAACACCUGGUUCACCUGGUCAUCCAGGACUUCCAGGACUUCCAGGACUUCCAGGACUUCCAGGACCUCAGGGGGACCCAGGAUUGAGAGGAAAUAAAGGCUCAAGGGGGCUAGAUGGCCCGCAAGGUAGCCAUGGUCAAAAAGGAAGAAAGGGUGAAAAAGGUGACUCAGUUAUGGGAGAUAUUAAAGGUCCUAAGGGGGACAAAGGAGAACCGGGAUAUGCUGGUCCUCCAGGAAGAACAGGUGGGCCUGGACAAGAUGGCCUUCCUGGUCCUGUGGGAGAACCUGGUUCAUUACAGGAUUGUGGCUGCCCAGGACUUCCCGGUCCCAAAGGUUAUCAGGGGUCUCCUGGACCCAAAGGAUUCCCUGGUCCUAUUGGUCCCCCAGGCCCAGGGUUUUCUGGCCUAAAGGGGGCACCUGGAGUUCAAGGAAACCAGGGACUUCCAGGGGUUCCUGGAGUCCCCGGACGGCCAGGUUCUCCAGGUGAAGCAGAGCUAUGUGUUCCUAAAGGUUACAUUGGCCCACUGGGGUCUAAGGGUGAGCCAGGUUUACCAGGUACUCCAGGUCAACCGGGAAGAGAUGGCUUUCCAGGAGUUCUAGGACAACAAGGACCUAAAGGCACGAAGGGAGAUGAUGCAAGAACUGUUACUGGACCACCAGAGUGUGCCCCGCCUCUUGUCCAAUGA